UUGGAAGCGCGAGCUACACACAUCAACAUGUCUCGGUCGUUCUUGGUCGACGCUCUGAUCAGUGAUACGAAAGAUUGCAAGAAAAAUGAACUAUCUAGUGAACCUAUACACCCGUACGCGUUGAUCGGUCAUCAUUUAGAUCCGCGUUCCAAGUACUUACCCUACCCUUACCCGGGGAACUUGAACCACCUGCUGAACAUUGGCCUUCAUCAGCAACGGUCGCCUGAUUUGUUCAGGCCAUUCCUGGAGCAACUCAACUUUCGCUACCCAUUGAUGCAUCAGCUGCCUCGCCCAGAUUUCUAUGAAGCACAGCCUGAACAUAAGCCAUUCGAAGGAUAUUUGAAAACUGAAGAACAGGAGCCUGUUAACUUUGUGAACAGGAGGAAGAAGUCCGUCUCCCCGUACUUACACCAUCCAUACAAGGUUGCCACGUCUCCAUCAAAGAGUCAAGGACAACGGUCACCGUCGCUGUCAAGUGAAAGUAGGAAUGGAACACCUAGCCCGCCGCUGGGUCACCCAGAGGAACUAUUACCUGGCUACUCAAAGGACUUGAAACGCGUACCUCUAAAAGAGGACUCUAGCAAGAGGAUCAGAACAGCCUUCACGGGAACUCAGCUGCUGGAAUUAGAACGAGAAUUCUCCAUGAACAUGUAUCUAUCAAGAUUGAGGAGAAUCGAGAUCGCUUCUCGUCUGAAGCUGUCUGAGAAGCAGGUGAAGAUUUGGUUCCAGAACCGCCGCGUUAAGUUGAAGAAGGAAGAGUCUCCGAUGAGCUCUGACCCUCGCUCCAAGAAGUGCUGCUGUGCGAAGAGUUCAUGCACGUCAAAGGACCAGGAGUCGUGUGAUCAGGAACAAAUUGAUGUAGGAAGUGAUCAGGACAAUAGUUACGAAGCUCAGAAUCUUUCCCAAUAUUCUUGAGCAGUGAAAUAAUACUGUGAACACAAUGGACGUUGUACUUAAUAUUUAUCAAAGGUUUAGGAUAUAAUCCAAGGCAAUUUUACGCCUUAUGUAUCAAGAUUUUAUGGUUGUUAAUAGAUUGACUGACAAUAUAAUAGUUUUAAGAAAAGUUGUGUGCGUGUGAUCAUCAGAUUCUGAAGUGCCAAUGUA
Spodoptera frugiperda (fall armyworm) is the source of this 1104-nucleotide messenger RNA. Its product is annotated as GS homeobox 1-like. Gene Ontology annotation, biological process: regulation of transcription by RNA polymerase II. Lineage: Eukaryota; Metazoa; Arthropoda; Insecta; Lepidoptera; Noctuidae. The record is from RefSeq and is a predicted model, not a curated record. Gene Ontology annotation, cellular component: nucleus. The transcript has a single exon. Gene Ontology annotation, molecular function: RNA polymerase II cis-regulatory region sequence-specific DNA binding; DNA-binding transcription factor activity, RNA polymerase II-specific. Bases 28 to 915 code for a protein of 295 amino acids.